Sclerotinia borealis F-4128 is the source of this 1110-nucleotide messenger RNA. The record is from the annotation of a GenBank genome assembly. NCBI's taxonomy places the organism in Eukaryota, Fungi, Ascomycota, Leotiomycetes, Helotiales, Sclerotiniaceae.
AUGUUCGAUAAGAACCGAAGCCUGGCUCUCUCAUGCUAUGAAUCAUCCUCAGAUCAAGGUAACGUCUACCUGAUCAACAGAAUGUCGACCGAUAAGAUUACAUUCUUGAUGAACUGGCACGCAACGCCAUAUCAUGCACCUGUCUACCUUGCUCAGAAGCUUGGAUAUUUUGCCGAUGAAGGCAUCAAAGUAGCUCUUCUCGAGCCUAAUGAUCCAAGUGAUGUUACCGAAAUUAUUGGCUCCGGAAAGGUUGAUAUGGGGUUCAAAGCUAUGAUCCAUACUCUUGCCGCAAAAGCUCGGGACUUUCCUGUGACCUCAGUUGGCUCCUUACUUGAUGAACCAUUCACCGGUGUGGUUUACCUCAAGGACAGUGGAAUUACCACCGACUUUCGUAGCUUGAAGGGAAAGAAGAUCGGAUAUGUUGGGGAGUUUGGAAAGAUCCAAAUCGAUGAGUUGACCAAAUACUAUGGAAUGGAACCAACCGAUUAUGAAGCCAUCCGUUGUGGUAUGAAUGUCUCAAAGGCUAUCAUCGAAGGAAGCAUUCAUGCCGGUAUCGGAUUGGAGAACGUACAAAUGGUUGAAUUGGAAGAAUGGCUCGCAGGUCAAGGACGCCCUCGAUCUGAUGUUCAAAUGCUCCGUAUUGAUGAGUUGGCCGAACUCGGAUGCUGUUGCUUCUGUUCCAUCUUGUACAUUGCAAACGACACCUUCAUGGCACAAAAUACAGAGAAGACUCGCAAAUUCAUGAAAGCCGCCAAGCGUGCAACUGAUUACGUCCUUACUUCUCCAGCCGAAGCUUACAAGACGUACAUUGACAUCAAGCCUGAGAUGGCAUCUCCUGUCAACCGUAAGAUCUUUGAGCGAUCUUACGCAUACUUUUCGAAGGAUUUGAAGAAUGUCCAGCGUGAUUGGGAGAAAGUCACCAAGUAUGGCAAACGUCUUGGUGUUUUAAGUGAAGACUUUAGUCCCAACUACACCAACGAAUUCCUUGACUGGACACUUGAAGGUGAUUCAGCUGAUCCAACCGGUGAUCAGAAGAGAAUGGCCGUGUUGCAACAAGAGGUCGCCGAUAAGGGGGGCUUCAAGAGACUUGACAUUAAAGUUGCUGCAUGA